CUCGCUGCGGGGACGCCGAGUGCGGCUGGCGGCGCUGACAGCGGCGGCCUUGCCUCUCCCGCCUCGCCCCCGGCCCUCCCCAUGUGAUCGGUCUUAAUCCCGGCCGAGAGCGCGCGCGGGGCUCCAUUCCGCGGCGCCGGUCUGCGAGCCGGUGGGUGCUCCAGCGCCUCUCGCGUCCCUCCCCCGGAGCGCAGAGGACCGGGAGGCGUGCUCAGGCAUCGAUCGGGGACCCACGCGCGGCGGACGCGGGGCGCGGCGGACGCGGGCGAGCGGCAACUUUGAGCCGGCGCGGAGCGCAGAGCCCACCGCGGGCGCAGCGGCAGCGGCGGCUCGAGCGUUGGCCCGCCGUGCGGUCGGGUGUGCAGUCGGACGGACGCGCAGCGCCUCGCUGACCCCGGCGGCUGGAGAUGUCCGAGCCCAAGGCACUUGAUCCCAAGUUGUCGACGACCGACAGGGUGGUGAAAGCUGUCCCGUUCCCGCCAAGCCAUCGGCUCACAGCCAAGGAAGUGUUCGACAGCGAUGGGAAGCCCCGCGUGGACGUGUUGAAGGCGCAUCUCAUGAAGGAGGGCAGGCUGGAAGAGAGCGUGGCGUUGAGAAUAAUAACGGAGGGCGCGUCGAUCCUGCGACAGGAGAAGAACCUGCUGGAUAUCGAUGCGCCGGUCACAGUUUGUGGGGACAUCCAUGGACAAUUCUUUGACUUGAUGAAGCUCUUUGAAGUGGGGGGAUCCCCUGCCAACACUCGCUACCUCUUCUUGGGGGACUAUGUUGACAGAGGCUACUUCAGUAUCGAAUGUGUGCUGUAUUUGUGGGCCUUGAAAAUUCUCUACCCCAAAACACUGUUUUUACUUCGUGGAAAUCAUGAAUGUAGACAUCUAACAGAGUAUUUCACAUUUAAACAAGAAUGUAAAAUAAAAUAUUCGGAACGCGUGUAUGACGCCUGCAUGGAUGCCUUCGACUGCCUCCCCCUGGCCGCCCUGAUGAAUCAGCAGUUCCUGUGUGUACACGGUGGUCUGUCUCCAGAGAUUAACACUUUAGAUGACAUCAGAAAAUUAGACCGAUUCAAAGAGCCACCUGCUUACGGACCCAUGUGCGACAUCCUGUGGUCAGACCCCCUGGAGGAUUUCGGGAACGAGAAGACUCAGGAACAUUUCACCCACAACACCGUCCGGGGCUGUUCGUACUUCUACAGUUACCCGGCUGUAUGUGAGUUCUUACAGCACAAUAACUUGUUAUCCAUACUCCGAGCCCACGAAGCCCAAGACGCAGGGUAUCGCAUGUACAGGAAAAGCCAAACCACAGGCUUCCCUUCUCUAAUUACAAUUUUUUCGGCACCAAAUUACUUAGAUGUGUACAAUAACAAAGCUGCAGUAUUGAAGUAUGAGAACAACGUCAUGAAUAUCAGGCAGUUCAACUGCUCCCCUCAUCCAUACUGGCUUCCAAACUUCAUGGAUGUUUUCACUUGGUCCCUGCCAUUUGUUGGGGAAAAAGUGACCGAGAUGCUGGUGAAUGUCCUCAACAUCUGCUCGGACGAUGAGCUAGGGUCGGAAGAAGAUGGAUUUGAUGGAGCGACGGCUGCAGCGCGGAAGGAGGUGAUCCGGAACAAGAUCCGCGCCAUCGGCAAGAUGGCCAGGGUGUUCUCGGUCCUCAGAGAAGAGAGUGAGAGUGUGCUGACGCUGAAAGGCCUGACCCCGACUGGCAUGCUCCCCAGCGGCGUGCUUUCUGGAGGGAAGCAAACCCUGCAAAGCGCUACUGUUGAGGCUAUUGAGGCUGAUGAAGCUAUCAAAGGAUUCUCUCCGCAACACAAGAUCACCAGCUUCGAGGAAGCCAAGGGCUUAGACCGCAUCAACGAGCGGAUGCCGCCGCGCAGAGACGCCCUGCCCUCCGACGCCAGCCUGAACUCCAUCAACAAGGCCCUCGCCUCCGAGACCAACGGCACGGACAGCAACGGCAGCAACAGCAGCAACAUCCAGUGACCGCUUCCCGCCACUGUCCUUUCGUCCGAGCUGCGGGGCGUGGUGGGUGGCUGCGGCCAGCAGUGGGGUGUUCUUGCCUCUGACGGUGGCUUGUGUGCUCUGGGGCCAGGAGUUGGAUUCAGUUUACACUAUCAUGAAAAACGAGGGAGAAAGAUAAAAAAUCUAUAUUUUGGUGGGGGUGGUGACUAAACACCUCUUUGGGGUAUGCCUUUUAAAAAUGCUUAUAGGGAAAAAAUUUUAAAGAGAAAGCUAACGCUAGAAUAGACUGCAAUGUUAGGGGAAUGAACACGUUUUCCUACUGCAUCGGGGACUUCUAGGUAGGUUAAUGAAAGGCCUUUUAUUCUGUUACUGGACAUGAAAACUUUGUCUAAUUUCUUACUCUAUUGUACGUUUACAGUCGCAGCACUAAAAAUGGAUGACAUCAAACAUUUUUAACAAGAUGAUGUACAAACUAAAUAAGGACUAUUUAUUGAUAAUGUUUUGCUACUCUUGUCAGACAAUGGCUAUAAACUGAAUUAGGCAGUCUUAAAAAAAAAAGAGAAAAAGAAAAAAAAAAGAAUGUUGCAAAUUUGUUAAAAUGCCAAAAAGGACAGUUUAAUUUUGUACAGAUUAUGCUUACCUCAGGUUUAUUUAGUGUGCUUGAAUGCCCUUCUUUCCAUAUAACACUUAUCUUAUUAAUUUGGCAAUGAAUAUCUUUUCUUUUAAAGUUUAAAAAAACUGGAAUAAUUACAUCUAUCUUUUUUUGCUGUUUAUAUUUAGGGUUUUUUGUUGAUAAAUCAAGUCUUGGUUGUGGCUUGCUGAAUUAAAUAUUUAUGAGUGGUGCAUUUUUAAGUAUAGUGAACAAGACACCAUAUUAAGUGAUAAAGCAUCUAUAUUCUGUAAAAAAAAAAAAUCUGCCUAUGCAUGUUUUUUAAGAAAAAAAACUGGCUGUAUCGGCCUGUAUGGGACUGUAAUGCGCUUAGUGGUCCGACAUGUACUGGAGGUGUGUGUAUACUGGCGUACUUUAUAUUCUCUAAAAUGCUUAAUGCCUUUGAAAUUUUGUAAUCAAAAAAGCUUUGAAAAAAUCUAAAGGGGAGAGUAUUCUUAAAAGUUUUUAACAUAAGCUUGUCAGUGCACACAUAGAUAGUUAGCAUGUUUAGCAAACCUUGUGAAAUUUAAAUAAGUUUGUAGUUACAUGUGAAACUCUAAAUGCAUGGUAACUGUUAAUGUCAUAACAAUUUAGUUAUUUCGUUCUGUUCUGUCAUGUGCCACAAAAUAUGUACUUUUUUCACUUUUUUCCCUUUGUAUAUCAGUUACGGGUUACAACUGGUUCAUUCUGAAAACAACAACAACAAAAGUCCAUUCAUAUUUUUUAAUAAUUGUAUAAGUGCCCAAGUAAUUCACUACAGCCUAAAGCCUUGCCUUUGUAAUUUGACUUCUGAAAUGUUGGCAAUCGAAGCAUGCACUUGUAACAAUGAAAAAGAAAAAGCAUUUUAUAUUACUACUCAAUAAAAUGUGCAUGAACUUACAGAACUCUCAUCCUUCCACCGAGUCGCUGAAGGCGUUGCUGUGCACAGCCCCCAUGGUCUUCUCGGUGCCGGCCCACGCCGCCUCUCAGGGGCUGACAGCCUCUUGCUACGGGCCUGUGAUCUGAGCGUGGUGCCUCUUCCACUGUGAGGACCUUGGGGGAUUCGUGUCUCAGAUCGGCCAGGAGAAGUCUAUUCACAGAGCAAAUGCCAUCUUCUGGCCCCCACAUCCGUGGGAGCCAGAAAAGAAACCAGAGCAUUCCUUUUCAUUGAAAAAAACAAACAAAUCAACUUGUUAUCAGGUUGUUUCAGUUGUAUUGGGCGCCCUAUCUGCUAAAGCGACAAGAAUUAGGCUACUAAGUGCAUUUUAAUCACAGAAGAGAGUUGCAUUUGUAUUAAUCCGAAAUUUGUAAACCCGCGCUUCAGCUACUAUCUAAUCACCCGAAGAUUUAAGAUACACCAAAUUUCAGUUUGUUUCUAACAUUGUUCAUUUUUAGUGCACUUUGUUUUAUGUAAUAAAGUAUGCCUGUUAUAUUAAAAUAAUAAGAUUAUGACAAUUAGCGAUAGAGUGUACCAAAACAAAGAUGUUCUAGAUAUAUUCUCUGACAAAGACUAUCCCAAGUUUAUUUUAAUGAAUCCAAACAUUUUUUCCUGUGGAUAUUUUUUCAUCCUAAAAAAAAAAAAAAAAAUUGACAUCCAAGGAAAAUAUUUAGAUGCAACUUACUAGAAAGAUGUGAAAGAAAUGGUAAUGCUGGUACCAAGGUGUUUAUUUUCUUUCUUAUAACUGUGGAGAAAAUAUCCUGACAAAAAAAAAUUCAUUUUUUUGGAUUCCUUUCUUUUACAAAUUGUGCUGAGGCAACUAUGGCAUAGAAAUAAACAUUUGACAUUAAAAUAA
Molecule: messenger RNA, 4373 nt
Organism: Microcebus murinus (gray mouse lemur)
Lineage: Eukaryota; Metazoa; Chordata; Mammalia; Primates; Cheirogaleidae
Gene: PPP3CA
Product: protein phosphatase 3 catalytic subunit alpha
Biological process (GO): calcineurin-mediated signaling
Molecular function (GO): calmodulin-dependent protein phosphatase activity
Source: RefSeq, a predicted model, not a curated record